UUGGCCAUACUCUCUCUCUCUCUCUCUCUCUCAGAUGGGAAAAAGCACAGCUUCUGAUGUUUCCAUGGCGCCAACGGCAACAGAGAGGCCUCGAAGGAACAAAUACGCAUUUGCAUGCACCAUGCUAGCUUCCAUGGCUUCAAUUCUCUUGGGUUAUGAUAUAUCGGUAAUUAGUGGAGCCGCACUGUUCAUCAAGGAUGAUCUUAAGCUGAGUGAUACAAAGAUAGAAAUAUUGAUGGGGAUUCUCAGUCUCUAUUCUCUCAUUGGGUCUGCCCUUGCCGGAAGAACAUCCGAUUGGAUUGGCCGGCGAUACACACUCAUCCUUGCCGCCAUGAUCUUUUUUGUGGGCGCAUUAGUGAUGGGCCUUGCACCUAAUUACGCAACCCUCAUGGUCGGAAGGUUUGUGGCCGGGAUCGGUGUGGGCUAUGCCCUUAUGAUCGCUCCGGUCUACACUGCUGAGGUUGCACCCGCCUCAUGUCGAGGCUUCCUCACCUCCUUCCCAGAAGUUUUCAUCAAUGUAGGAAUCUUGAUUGGAUACAUAUCAAAUUUUGCCUUUGCCAAGCUCCCAGAGCACCUCAGUUGGAGAUUGAUGCUUGGGGUCGGAGUGGUGCCGCCCAUCUUCUUAGUCAUUGGAGCACUUGCUAUGCCAGAAUCACCACGAUGGCUGGUCAUGCAAGGACGGCUUGGUGAAGCAAGAAAGGUACUGGCCAAGACCUCUGAUAGUGAGGAAGAGUCCGAAAUCCGGCUCUCGGAUAUCAAGGAAGCAGUAGGAAUCCCCAAGCAUUGCACGGAUGAUGUCGUCCAAGUAUCUAAACGUAGUCAUGGGGAAGGUGUGUGGAAGGAGCUGUUGAUUAGGCCAACACCAUCCAUCCGUAGGAUCCUAAUUGCAGCAAUUGGGAUCCAUUUCUUUCAACAAGCUUCUGGCAUCAGUGUUGUGGUCCUCUAUAGCCCUAAAAUAUUUCAGAAGGCCGGAAUUAAGACAAGGAAGGGCCUUCUAGGAGCAACCGUAGCCGUUGGAUUUACCAAAACUAUCUUCAUCUUGGUUGCAACAUUCCUUCUGGACAAGAUCGGAAGGCGGCCACUCCUACUGAGUAGUUCGUUUGGCAUGAUCAUGUCGCUCUUGGGAUUAGGGUUUGGUUUGACGAUGGUCAAUCAUAAUACUGAAAAGAAGCGCGUCUGGGCGAUCGACCUCUGCAUCGCGACGGUCCUAUCUUUCGUGGGAUCGUUCUCGAUCGGGAUGGGUCCACUCCCAUGGGUGUACAGUCCAGAGAUCUUACCGAUGAAGCUGCGAGCUCAGGGCAUGAGCUUGGCAGUGGCGGCGAACUGUGUAACGAGCGGCGUUAUCUCAAUGACAUUCCUAUCAUUGUCCAAAGCCAUCACUAUCGGUGGGACCUUCUUCCUGUUUGCCGGAUUCGCGACAUUGUCGUGGAUCUUCUUCUACACCUUCUUGCCGGAGACUCGAGGAAGAACCCUUGAAGAGAUGGAGAACCUCUUUUUUAAGCCUAAGGAUGAAAAGGACGGAAACAAUCAACAUGUUGAGUUAUUAGGGAAUGGUAGAGGAGCAAUCAGCGGUCGUGAUCAGCUGUGAGGGAACCAAGCUUGUUAAGUGGGCCGACUACUACAAAUACCCCUCAGACUUUGAUUAGCAUAGCAAUUCCCAAAAACAAGACAGGACUCCGAUAAAAAGCACUUCUACAAAAAUGUAACUGAGAAUGGGUGAGAAUACUCAAUCUAGUGCACUUACAUCACACGUGGAAAAUUGAACUCGUGUUUAAGAUCGGAGUCGCUCAUCAAGUUAUCCCUACUUUUCAAAUAACAACAUUAAAAACUAUUCCUUGUUAUCAUCCGGUGAAUUGUACACGCAGCAAUCAUCUGUACCGUUAUUCGGAUUUCUCUUCAUGGAUAUAGUACAAUUCGUGCAUGCGUUUCAUCGA
Magnolia sinica is the source of this 1934-nucleotide messenger RNA. Its product is annotated as polyol transporter 5-like. Gene Ontology annotation, biological process: transmembrane transport. Lineage: Eukaryota; Viridiplantae; Streptophyta; Magnoliopsida; Magnoliales; Magnoliaceae. Gene Ontology annotation, cellular component: membrane. The record is from RefSeq and is a predicted model, not a curated record. Gene Ontology annotation, molecular function: carbohydrate:proton symporter activity. The transcript is spliced from 2 exons. The coding region runs from base 35 to 1588 and encodes 517 amino acids.